Mandrillus leucophaeus (drill) is the source of this 1535-nucleotide messenger RNA. It is a transcript of the gene SEC22A, whose product is annotated as SEC22 vesicle trafficking protein homolog A (S. cerevisiae). NCBI's taxonomy places the organism in Eukaryota, Metazoa, Chordata, Mammalia, Primates, Cercopithecidae. Gene Ontology annotation, biological process: endoplasmic reticulum to Golgi vesicle-mediated transport. The transcript has 8 exons. The record is from RefSeq and is a predicted model, not a curated record. Bases 146 to 1069 code for a protein of 307 amino acids.
CUCGGAGCGGCGGGUCCAGUCUCUACAGUUGCUGAUGGGGAGAGGAAAAAAUAGCCACUGUUCCGGUUCCCUAUGAGUUAACUGCUGCUGUCCAAAGGCAGGUGUAAUAUUUUCUGUGUAUUAAAGGUCUUCUCUGUUGGUUGAAAUGUCUAUGAUUUUAUCUGCUUCAGUCAUUCGUGUCAGAGAUGGACUGCCACUUUCUGCUUCUACUGAUUAUGAACAAAGCACAGGAAUGCAGGAGUGCAGAAAGUAUUUUAAAAUGCUCUCGAGGAAACUUGCUCAACUUCCUGAUAGAUGUACACUGAAAACUGGACAUUAUAACAUUAAUUUUAUUAGCUCUCUGGGAGUGAGCUACAUGAUGUUGUGCACUGACAAUUACCCAAAUGUUCUCGCCUUCUCUUUCCUGGAUGAGCUUCAGAAGGAGUUCAUUACUACUUAUAACAUGAUGAAGACAAAUACUGCUGUCAGACCAUACUGUUUCAUUGAAUUUGAUAACUUCAUUCAGAGGACCAAGCAACGAUAUAAUAAUCCCAGGUCUCUUUCAACCAAGAUAAAUCUUUCUGACAUGCAGACGGAAAUCAAGCUGAGACCUCCUUAUCAAAUUUCCAUGUGCGAACUGGGGUCAGCCAAUGGAGUCACAUCAGCAUUUUCUGUUGACUGUAAAGGUGCUGGUAAGAUUUCUUCUGCUCACCAGCGACUGGAACCAGCAACUCUGUCAGGGAUUGUAGGAUUUAUCCUUAGUCUUUUAUGUGGAGCUCUGAAUUUAAUUCGAGGCUUUCAUGCUAUAGAAAGUCUCCUGCAGAGUGAUGGUGAUGAUUUUAAUUACAUCAUUGCAUUUUUCCUUGGAACAGCAGCCUGCCUUUACCAGUGUUAUUUACUUGUCUACUACACCGGCUGGAGGAAUGUCAAAUCUUUUUUGACUUUUGGCUUAAUAUGUCUAUGCAACAUGUAUCUCUAUGAACUGCGCAACCUCUGGCAGCUUUUCUUUCAUGUGACUGUGGGAGCAUUUGUUACACUACAGAUCUGGCUAAGGCAAGCCCAGGGCAAGGCUCCCGAUUAUGAUGUCUGACACCAUUCUUCAGAUCUAUUGCCUUGGCUUCAGGGAGAAAAGGAGGGAACAUAUCAUAACUGCCACUGUGAUGAAGAAGCUGUUCCCCACAAAGGAGAAGCUCUGCUUUCUUUCUCUCGAACUUUCCUUUUUUAAAAUCAGCAUGGUGUGCCUGUGAGCAUGGAAGACCUUCUAGGAAAAGUCCUCUCAGAAGAAUGCUGGCCAUGAGAUUAUCAUUCAGAGGAGAAGAUUUCUCUCUUCAAGGCCGUAACAGUGGAAGAAUAGUCAUAUGCCAUUGGAAGACUUGGCCAGCCGUCCUGAAUCCUUCCUGAAGAGUUCAGAAAAUAGAUGUGGUAUUGCUCUGAGGACCAGGCAGGAGGAACUCUACAAUCUGAGUUUGCCUUUGUGAGGCAUUAGUAUAGACCAAAUAAAAAGCUGCAGAAAUUGGAAAGUUUAUGUUUUAAAUAAAUGACUGUGAUAAAUAUCA